Molecule: messenger RNA, 1918 nt
Organism: Megalopta genalis
Lineage: Eukaryota; Metazoa; Arthropoda; Insecta; Hymenoptera; Halictidae
Product: CUE domain-containing protein 2-A
Source: RefSeq, a predicted model, not a curated record
CAUAUUUGUUCCCGUUGAUGAACAGGAUUGUUCUCUGCUGGAAAUGACCGGCGCUGCUACCACCUUUCCUGUCAAUUUCUCCUUGUCCAUUUUCCAUUUCUCUGUUCUACACCCCUUGUAUGCAUUUUCUGCGUUUUAACACAUUGUCAGAUGUAAUUUCUUCUCAUUCACAGAAAACUAACGACCCAUUAAAUUCUUCGCCGAACUUAACUUCGUUAGAGACUUUUUGCACUUCGUUUCACCUUAUUUCUCUUAACCUAACUGGACUGUAAACCAUUAAACCAUGAUUUCAGCUUAUAAAACUACGAUUUGCUGAAACAAAAUUUUCACAUUGACGUGCCACGCUGAUGAAUUUCAAUUGUGAAUAAUUUAUCGCGCAGUAGAUUGAACAGUUUUGGCAGCUUCGUCGCCGAGAGUUUCGUUUUAAUCAAUUUGUAGUUAACAGAUUGAGGAGGAUGAAUCGCACAAUGGAUGAGAAAGAAGAAUUGGUAAAGAAGUCCUUGUUUAGUUUUGUGAGAAAAGAGGUGCCUACUGCCCAGCUGAGUUUAAUAGAUGAUAUUGUUCUGGGUUAUGUGGUGAGUAUGGUGGAAGAAAGUGCGCUUGAAGAAGACUUGGAUGUUGAUGGACUUUGUGAAAUGGUAUCUGCUUGUCUUCCUGAAUUUUCUAAAAUUGAAAAGGAAGCAGUAUCCAAGUGGUUAUUGGACGUUGAAAGUAAGUUACGGGAGGAGAGUAAAGAAAAUCAAAAUUGUCAGCCUCAAGAUCCUUUAAGUCAACUUAGUCUGACUGCUCUACUACCGCCUGGCACACAGAGGAUGAGAGUACAUCAUCUUUCUGAAACAAGUGAUGCUGGAAGCGAUUCCAGUGGAGAAUACUUUCAAGAAGAAUCAUCAUGGCAUCAAGUAGCAUUAUUACAAGAAAUGUUCCCAGCUGCAAGUCCAGCGGAGAUUAGACAUUGUUUGGCUGUUGCUGGUGGUGAUAUUACAGAGGCUGCUCAGCUUGCUCUUCAUCGUCAAGAAGCAGGACAAAGCAUUGCUAGUAAUUUGACAUUUGUAACACCAAAUGGUCGCAACAGGGCUAGACUGAACGACGAGGAACUGAAAUCACGUAUCAUCGCAAGAUAUAGUUACGUCGACAGGGACGAUGAUUCGCGCGAGCAUCGCCCAGUGGCUCCGAAAACGGAACCGAAAAAAUUAGUGCGCUAUCUGGAGAACAAGAUUGUGAGCGUGAAAGGUGAACGAUAUACAGAGGUCAGACGAGGUGGUGAAGAGGAAGAUGGUAACGAAGGUGGUAGGAAACGAAGCCAUUGCCGGCCGUAACCAGUCCCUUUGCCUCCACCCCCCGAUCCACCCCCUUGGAGGCAUCUGAUUUCAAAUUAAAGCUUUCACUUAGAUUCUCUCUUAUCUUGCUUGUAGAGGAAUACAGACAGGGUGUUGAACUUCUAUGUGCUGCGCUAUGCAAUAUUCUCUCUUUGUUCCUUUCCUGACUGAAGUUGUCUCAUCCAGUCACUAUUAUUCAAUUUUUAGAGAUGUGUCCUCUUUUUAUGCGUGAUAUUAUUGUUAUUUUUAAAUGUGAUCCAAUACAAGAGAUUUGUAGCAUUUUAAAAAUCGCAAACUGCGCAGAGUGCCGUUUAUUGUACACGGAAGAACAGAAAUUUGUUUAAACGACGAAACGCCCGCGACUAUUAUUACAUCGCAGUAUAAGUACCUGUUAACGUAUACUAUUUAAUUUACGUUGAAACUUUCUCUCCUUUACUUUUUAUGAAAUAUAUAAUUAGCAUAAGGAGUGUGGAAUUAAUAUUUGGAUUAAUCUUUUGCAGCAUCGAUGUAGAACAUAAUCAUUUGAUCGAUCGAAAUGGACAGUUUACGUUAUGAUGUAACAUAUACGGAUUUUAGAUUAUUUUAUUACGUUUUCGCCACGU